AUGGAGGCAGCGCCCGUCUUGUCCACUCCCGAUGAUCGCAUUCUAGAGGCUACCGAGCCUGUCGUCGCCCUCGAGAAGCAGCCGCUUACCGACGAUGAACUUUCCAUUACCUACGACAUUGAGCGGACGCUGAGAGAGAUCCGUCAAGCGCGCUACAGGCGCAUCGCUCUCCAGUUCCCUGAUGAUAUGCUUCCGGAUGCGCCAAGGGUAUUUCAGCUGCUCAGCCGCGGUCUAAAGUCUGAGACGAUUACUGCAACGAACGGAAAGACGACCAGCAACGCCAACGAAAAUGAUCCAGGCUCAAAAGUCGGCCUAUCUCAGUCAGUGUCUCAGUUGUCUGUGGCAGACGACUCAGACGUUUAUUCCCCACGACUUACCAUCCUCGCCGAUACAUCUUACGGUACAUGCUGUGUGGACGAGGUGGCUGCAGAACAUGUGGAUGCAGAUGUCAUUGUACACUAUGGUCGAUCUUGUUUAUCACCAAGUGCAAGGCUACCUGUCAUCUAUGUUUUCACGAAUAAACCUCUGGCUCUUGAACCCCUCGUGAAGGCUUUCAAGGCGACGUAUCCUGACUUGGCCACCAAGGUGGCGCUGGCAGCUGAUGUGACUUUUGCCAGCCACGUUCCUGAGCUGCAUAUGCGCCUGCACCAAGACGGUUAUGUCAACUUGUUUGCAACCGAGGUGGUUCACAAUCCCUCGUCGCCAAUUCCCAACCGUACUGUGCCUGACUCGGUCGCGUCGGUACCGGAGACGCUGUCAGAUUGGCAGCUAUUCCACAUCUCCGAUCCUCCUACUGCUUUACUCUUAACUCUCGCUUCACGAGUGGCCGCCAUUCACAUCUAUCCGACAGACCAACCUCAUGACGCCGAUGUGAAGCCACUGCCAACGUCCACUUCGGCUGCGCUGGGUCGUCGCUAUGGGAUUAUCACUUCCUUGAACACAGUUCCAAUUUGGGGCAUCUUGAUCAACACUCUCAGCGUCAAGAACUAUCUGCACAUCGUGGAUCAUGUGAAGAAGCAAAUUGCUGAUGCCGGUAAAAAGAGCUAUAUGUUCGUUGUCGGAAAACUCAACGCGGCCAAGGUUGCGAACUUUAGCGAAAUCGGCGGCUGGGUGGUCAUUGGCUGCUGGGAGAGCUCGCUCGUUGAUAGCAGAGAUUUCUGGAAGCCUGUCAUUACGCCCUUUGAAUUGGAAUUGGCUCUUCAGAGCGACGCUGAGCGAGUUUGGACCGGGUCAUGGCACAGCAACUUCCAAGAAGUUCUUGAUAAGCCAGCCCAGGCGAAGUCUACGGACGGCGAUGGACAAGUGAACCCCGACGGUGUGCAAGUGAAUGAGGAGGAGGAUGAUGAUAUGUCGGAACCCGAGAGCGCACCACCCGAGUUUGAUCUACGCACCGGACGAUAUGUCUCUCAUUCCCGUCCAAUGCGGGAUCCCGCACCCCGGCCUUCCGCUCCCAUCGACGGAUCGGUAGCAGAUGGGCCGUCUGCUGCGAGAGCUCUGGCACGAAGGGCCAAGGGCGACUUGGCAAUGAUCGGCGGGGCGGUCUCGCCAGGGGCCCAAUACUUACAGUCCCAAAGAACUUGGAAGGGGUUAGGCAGUGAUUUUGACAUUCGAUACGAAGAGGACGGAGAUGAUGCAUCAGACAGCACGCUUGUAAAAGAAGGGCGCAAAGGCAUUGCUAGGGGCUAUACCGUGGGCGAAUUGGGCGAGAAGCAUUGA
Messenger RNA from Penicillium diatomitis, 1716 nucleotides. RefSeq names its product 2-(3-amino-3-carboxypropyl)histidine synthase subunit 1/2. Lineage: Eukaryota; Fungi; Ascomycota; Eurotiomycetes; Eurotiales; Aspergillaceae. Gene Ontology annotation, molecular function: 2-(3-amino-3-carboxypropyl)histidine synthase activity. The record is from RefSeq and is a predicted model, not a curated record. Gene Ontology annotation, biological process: protein histidyl modification to diphthamide. The transcript has a single exon. The coding region runs from base 1 to 1716 and encodes 571 amino acids.